Molecule: messenger RNA, 855 nt
Organism: Esox lucius (northern pike)
Lineage: Eukaryota; Metazoa; Chordata; Actinopteri; Esociformes; Esocidae
Product: complement C1q-like protein 2
Exons: 3
Coding region: 20-697 (225 amino acids)
Molecular function (GO): protein binding
Source: RefSeq, a predicted model, not a curated record
CUGCAAGAACAGUUUCGAAAUGAAGGAUGUUACAGUAUUCAUGCUGGCACUCUGUUGUUGUCUGUCUGGGACCCAGGCUCAGGGAAACAAUGACAACCAGAAAACCUGCUGUCUAUCUGACACUUGUUCCCUGGCAAAAGAACUAGUAUCUAUUGGAGAGAAACUAGGAACCAUGGUGGAGAAACAGGGAACUAUGGGGGAUAACCUGAGACUCAUGGAGACCAGGUUACAAACCAGUGAGAAGGAAGUGGAGGAGCUGAAGAGAUUAACUGGAGGCCAGCCUAAGGUGGCCUUCUCUGCUGCCUUCAGAGAGUCAGGUUCUGGGGACACUGGACCUUUCAACACCAACACUCCUCUUCAGUACAAGAAGGUCUUCUCAAACACCGACAACUGUUACAACCCAGCCACAGGUGUCUUCACAGCCACGGUAAAAGGGAUGUACUAUUUCCGUUUCACCAUGAUGAACAACCAGGGUAACCCUCCCAGUUCAGCAGUGUGUCUCACCAAGAACGGCCAGAGGCUGGUGUCUGUCUGGGACACUGCAGGAAAUGAUUCCCACGACAGUGGCAGCAAUGCAGUGGUCAUUCCCCUGGAGCUGGGAGAUCAGGUCUAUGUUGAGUUGCAGGCUAACAGGCUGAUCUAUGAUGACACCCUGCACUACAACACCUUCAGUGGGUUCCUGCUCUUCACCAUGUAAAUCAUGCAACUAGUUAAAUACAUACAGGUCCAUGAGUACAAAGUUAACAUAUGCAAUUGUUUUAAGAUGAAUUUUGCAUAGAUGAUUUUGAAUUUUUAUAUGGAAUUGUAAGAUGUUUGUUGCUUUUCCAAGAAAAAUAUUUUUAAAUGAUUUGAUAU